Molecule: messenger RNA, 1851 nt
Organism: Habropoda laboriosa
Lineage: Eukaryota; Metazoa; Arthropoda; Insecta; Hymenoptera; Apidae
Product: laccase-4-like
Exons: 10
Coding region: 1-1842 (613 amino acids)
Biological process (GO): iron ion transport
Cellular component (GO): plasma membrane
Molecular function (GO): copper ion binding; oxidoreductase activity
Source: RefSeq, a predicted model, not a curated record
AUGUGGUGGUUUAACAAUUUUGUCGUUUUCAUCAUUUUUCAAACUUCCCUACGAAUUUCCAGCUCUGAAGCGUGGGAUGAUGACCACGAAUGUCUGCGGUCUUGUGCUGACGAAGCGCUUUCGAAAAAAAUAUGCCGCUAUAAAUUCUUCGUUGGCGAAUUGCUUGGCGGCGCGACCAGCAUUUACAAUGGCUCUAAAAUCCAGGACGAAUCGGUGAUUCGCGAUAAAAUAAUGUCUACGACAAGUUUUCUGGGAAUCAAUGGAAAAAGUCCGGGACCACGAAUAGAGGUAUGUCUUGGAGAUACAAUAGAAGUCGUUUUGUAUAACAAAUUAGGGUCUGCAGAGUUAUCGUUUCACUGGCAUGGCUUACGACAAAAGAAUUCAACUCAUAUGGAUGGUGUUCCAAUGGUUACGCAAUGUUCGAUAUUACCAUUUGGAGGUUUUCAGUAUAAACUAAAACCGGAAAGUGUUGGUUCAUAUUUGUAUUAUGCACAUAUGGUUUCACAGCAGGCCGACGGCGUAUACGGGUCAUUGACAGUUCGAGGACUACAGGAUGAUCCUACCUUGGAAAGGAUACUUCUCUUAUCAUCAAGGUCACCAACUCCGCUGUCGCGAUAUUUGCAUCUGCAUCCACCUACGCCCAGUGAACUCCUCUUAAAUGGCCAGAAGAGUGGAACCAUUUUGAAAGUCGAUCAUGGAGCACGAUACUUGUUACGACUUGUCAAUGCCAACGCGUACAAUUGUCCCGUGGUGUUAUCCAUUUCUGACCACGAAUUUCGAGUAUUGGCCGUCGACGGUAACAAGAUUCAACCAACGACGGGUAGACACAUUGUUUCCUUUCCAGGUGAGAGAUUCGAUAUAACUAUCGAAGCAAAUCAGCCUCCUGGAAAGUACCUCAUCGACAUAAGAGGACUUCAGGACUGUCAGAAUCUUCGUCAAGAAGCUUUCAUCUUAUAUGAUGGCAUAAAAUCGGAACCAGCUACGAUAAAUGACGAAGGGCUAUUGAAAAUUGAAGACUAUAUGAAGACUAGAAUUGCGAAUAAUGGUUACGAUUGCCAUACAAUAUCAAAGAAUUUACUUUGUGCAUUGGAUCUAAAAGGUUCAAAGGGAACCGAAAUUAAUGCCAAUCAAAUUAUUUAUAUUCCAUUCGACAUAAACGCUUUUCCCUUUCUCACGGAUGGAAUGUCCGACUAUAGAUAUCAUUUUUACGGAUGUCCCUUCUAUCCGUCAAGUCUAAGUCAAAAUAAAAAAGGAGCGAAAGUCGGACAAAUCAAUGGUAUGUCGUUCAAAUAUCCGACAUCCCCAUUAUUGUCGCAACCAGAAAACACACCGGAAGAAUUAAUUUGCUCUCUUGGAAAACGUUCAACGCAAUGUACUGAUACACCAUUAUUUUGUGAAUGUAUUCAGAUUAUCGAAGUUCCGCCCAUGAAAAAUAUCGAUAUCGUUUUAAUAGAUGAGGGUUUUGGCGGAAAUGAUUCUCAUACUUUUCACAUACAUGGCUAUAACGCGAGCAUUUUAGGAAGAAAUAGUUUUCAACAGCCUAUUACCAAAGAUGAAAUUAUGCUUUUAGACCGUAACAAAAGAUUACAUCGUAAUUUUGUAAAUCCACCUCAAAAAGAUAGUUUCGUUGUGCCUAAUAAAGGAUACGUUAUUCUUCGUCUCUUUACUGAUAACUUAGGAUAUUGGUUGUGGGAAGCACGAAGCACAGCAAUUUCACCAGGAAUACCUGUUAUGCAAUUUUUAUUAAAAGUAGGACAACGCCAAAGCUUUCUAGCUGUUCCUUUAAACUUUCCAACGUGCGGAAGCAAUAAACAUCCGGACAUGGUAUUCGAAACAAAUUGAUUUAGUCCU